This is a messenger RNA of Scylla paramamosain (green mud crab), 8562 nucleotides long. Its product is annotated as mucin-2-like. Gene Ontology annotation, molecular function: promoter-specific chromatin binding. Gene Ontology annotation, cellular component: PRC1 complex. The transcript has 6 exons. Bases 139 to 8016 code for a protein of 2625 amino acids. Lineage: Eukaryota; Metazoa; Arthropoda; Malacostraca; Decapoda; Portunidae. The record is from RefSeq and is a predicted model, not a curated record. Gene Ontology annotation, biological process: negative regulation of transcription by RNA polymerase II.
UCAUGGUCGUCAUCAGCAGCAACAUGGCGGGGGAGGAGGACACUUGUUGACGGCUGUGUCCUAUUUCUGGCCCUCCUGCUCGCCCUGGCGCCUGCGAGCACGUGCAUUAUGUGACUGAGGAAUGACACAGGCUGCGGGAUGAGUGGGCUGCGUCGGCUGCGGGUGAGGGAACUGCACCCCAACCUGCUCUGCAUCCUGUGUGGUGGCUACUAUGUGGAUGCCACCACCAUCGUUGAGUGCCUCCACUCCUUUUGCAAGACCUGCAUUGUCCGCUACUUGGAGUCGAGCAAGUUCUGUCCAAUCUGCGAUGUCCAAGUGCACAAGACCAAACCACUGCUCAGCAUCCGGCCAGACAAAACACUACAGGACAUUGUAUACAAGCUGGUGCCGGGCCUUUAUCCAAACGAAAUGUGUAAGCGGCGGGAGUUCUACUCAAGUCACCCAGAGACACCCCCAGCCACACCUGAAGAUGGGGGUAGUGACUUGGGCAGAUGCUACACCCUGCCUGAUGAUCCUGUCUCCCUGGCACUCUAUCCUGCCUCUGCCUCCACCUCCACUUCCCUCACCAGCUCCACACACCACCCAGGCUUCAAAAACCAUGUCCAUGUGCCCUCCAUCCCCUCCAAGAUGACUCGUUCCUUCCAUCAGAAGUCCUCUGAGAGCAGAGUCCGGUACCUGCAGUGCCCAGCUGGGGUGAGUGUGGCGCAACUCAAGAGACUCAUCCGGGCCAAGUUUGGUGUUGGUCCUGCCCAUCCAAUGGCCCUUCUCACCUGUACCAGUGAAGAUCCUCUGCAUGACUCCCUCACACUGGUGGAUGUGGCCUACAUUACCUCAUGGCAACGGAGUGAGCCACUGCAGCUGCUUUACCGCAUAUAUGAGAAGGCCAGCAAAAAAAUCAAGCUUGACCCUGAGGUGUGUGUGGCUGACUCUCACAGCUCAUGUGAGGAGAUGCCCAAACUCGAACCCAGUGUUGGCAGUGGGGCACCAGUGUGUACAACACCUCAGGGUACUGUUGCUGACUAUAGCACUGCUCCACUUCUUCAGGCAGUUGGGGCUAUUGACUCCCCAAUGGAGGAGAGGCCUUCCAAGAUUGGAGUAAGGAAGACCUUGAAGCAGCCUGGGAGGUCUGGUGAAGGACCUACUACUACUCAGCAGGAAUCUCUUUUUGAGAGGAUGUCCAAGGCUGCUGGGGUGGUUAUAGAUACCCCGCUCAAAGACUCUCAAGUGAUACAAAAUUGUGAUUCACUCUUAGAAAUGACACAGGGUAUGACUGGGGGUGUGGCUGCCCAGACAGGAACUGUGGAACCAGUUGUGACAUACCCAGGUAUGUUUGCUGCAUCCAGCAAUGGAGUGAGUGUUGGGGUGGCACUGGUUUCCAAUGAACUAGGGCUUCUGGCACCCACCAAUGUUACAUGUGCAAUAAUCCCAGGUGCUGCUGCCAGUCUCCCUGUUCUGUGUGGAGCUGGGGGAGAUUGGAGUGUAACUGGACCUCAGGCAGGGGGCCAAGUGGUAGCAGCAGCACCACCAGCAGCAUCAGUAACUGUGGCAACAACAAGUGAGAGGGGACCACAAGUGCCUGGGGAGGCUGGAGGCUCCAGCAAGAAGGGAGUUUCUGGAGAAGAGGAGGAAGAAGGAGAAGAAGUGCAGCUGAAAAUCAGUGAGUCUGGUGUAAUGAGUGUGUGUGGGAAGGACACCACUGUGGAGGGUGUGCUCAAUUCCCUUGAAUCUGAGGCUGGGGAACUCCUUUCCAAGAUUGAAAGUGGCUCUUUGGGGGAGGAGUUCCCUUCUGUAAGCUCUCCCAAGAAAACUGAGAAGAGGAGAUCCAAAAGCAAGGCUAGUGGCCAAGGCAAGGUGGUCAGCAAGACUGAAGACAGAGGAGACAAGUGCCAGCCUCUGCUAAAGGGUGACAAAAUAUCAGCCUUGGCAGGGAAGAUUGUGGAGACAGACAGCAAAAAAACUGUUGGGAGCUCAUUAAAGAAAGACUCUUAUGAAGCUGCCACUAUCACUACCACAAUGACCACCACUACCACCACCACCAUUACCACUGCCACUACCACUGCUACUACUUCCACCACAACCACUACCACUACUGCUGUUCCCCUGGAGGCCAGCAGGGAGCAGAGUAGCAUUAAUGGGGAAUGGGCUGAGGCCACAGCUAGUGCAAAUAUGGUGUCUUCAGACACACCAACACCUGGAGAAGAGUUCAGCAGCUGUAAGGAAUCAAAAGAGGAAGCAGCCAAGAGCUCCCGUGCCAGCCAUAUUCCAGCCAGUCUUGCUGCGGCCAGUAUGGCCAACCUCAACAAGCCCCUCCUUAAAGCCAGUUCCUCCAAGAUGCAGCAAAGUGAAGACAAGCACAAGGAGCAGAAACUGAACAAUAGUGGCUUGAACACCAAGAAGGAGGUGCGCCCUGACACACGGUGUCCUGCAGUUGGUGUUUCUGGUGUUGGAGUGGGUGGCUGCCGUAGGGCUUCACAUUCUUAUGGCUACAAGACCCUCAAGACUCCUCCUAAGAGCUGGAAUCCCACAAUAUCCCGAGAGCAUCUGGCUGCUGGCAAGUGUAUGGCUGGCAAGGGCCCCAAAGACCCGCCUCGCCCCAACAAGUUCUUCAAGGCACGUAACCGGUCAGCCUCAGUGGAGGCACAGAGCGGGACAGGAUCCAUGCGGCCUGGUGUACUAAAGAUUGACCCCAAGACUUUGGGCCCCAUCAGUGCCUCUGUACGAGGUGAGACUGGGGUUGUCACCACCACUUUACCUUCCCAAGCUCCUGUCCUGCCUCCCACUCCUCCGGUGACAACCUCACAGACUCAGGCUGUGACUCUGACACUGGCACCAGUGCAGGAAAAGUGUGGGGGAGUGCGAGGGGUGACACCAGCAAUUGUGGCUGACACCAUUGAGGUGCCACCCACUUUGAGGAAGGAUGUUGCUUCCACUCCCCAGCAGACAUCCAGUGAAGGCAAGGAAAGUACAAACCACAGUGCAAAAGUUGUUGGAACUACCAUUAUACAAGACAAUAACACUCCCACUAAGACUAUUAGUAAUCACAACAUUAACAGUAACAAUAGCAGCAGCAACAACAAUAAUAAUAAUAAUAAUAAUAAUAAUAAUAAUAAUAAUAAUAAUAAUAAUAGUAAUAAUUUCAAUAAUAACAACAGCAACAAUAACAACAAGUUGAGUAAGAGUGGAAAGUCUUUGGGCAGCAAUAGUGUUAAUGCAAGCAAAAAUGUGAAGAUUCAAAGUGUACAAACUCAAGUGAGUGCUGGGAAGAGUGAGUCUAGUAUGUCCAGUACUAGGGCAGACAAGGCUAGCAGUAGGGCUGCAGGGAUUGGGGUUGUUGGCACACCUAUCCCAACUUCCAGCACCUCACACUCUACUCAGCUCAAGCUGGCCCCUUGCUCCACUUCGUGCCUCACAUCACAGGUCCCAUUGGACUCUGUGAACAGCUUGGCCCUUUCCCAGCUUCAAACCCAACCCCAUCCCCAUGCCCUCCCACAUUCUCACACUCAGCACCAGACCCAGUCCAUCUCUCUGCCCCAGCACCAGACGCAGCACCAGCCCCUUCCCCAGCCUCAGCCCCAGCCACAGAUACACCCACUGUCUCAGCACCAGUCCCAGCCACAGCUCCAAACUCAACUCCAGCCCCAUCCUCAGUCUCAGCUCCAGCUCCAGCCACAACACCAAUCUCAGCCACAACUUCAGCCCCAGCCACAGCCCCAGCCUCAACUCCAGCCCCAGCCUCAGCAGCAGCUUGCCAUUGGUUCUCCAGCCAUUGGAAUUAUACCUUCAAGUGGAGUGUCCUUUACAGGAGCCAUUGGCACCCUGCCAUUGCCUUACUACACCAGUCCUCCACUUGGUUACCCUACUUAUCCCUACUUUUACCAGACCCCAGAAGCUAUUGGUCUCAUACCUCCUCCUUCCUUCUUCUCCCCUUGUCUUCCUCCACGCUCUCCCCUCAGCUCCCGUACCAUUGGGGGCCCCAAGAUUAUGUCAGAGCUGCCUCUGCAGCUACCCAUGACGUCUGUUGUAUCUCAGGGCCCAAAUCAGGCCCAUUCACCUCGUCCCAUGACCCCACCAUCACCAAGAACUUCAACCCCAACCCAGCCUUCUCGGCCUUAUCCCCCCCAUUCCCCUCGCCAGUCAUGCAUCAACCCAUCCUCACAGCCUCACACACCACAAUCCCCCAAGCCUCUUGCACCAGCCCAAUCUUCUAAGGCUCCUGCUCCACCACAGUCCCCCAAGCCUCACACUUCAGUGCAGGCCUCCAAAUCUCAUGUCUCCUUACAUUCCCCUAAGCCUCUUGCCCCAACACAGUCUCAAAAAUCUAUUGUCCCAACACAGCCCACCAAACCUUACACUCCAGUACAGUCUCCCAAAGCUCCUACACCAGCACAGUCUCCCAAGCCCCCCACUCCAUCACAGUCCCCAAAGCCUCUCGUCCCACCACAAUCCCCAAAACCUGUUGCCCCAGCACAGUCACCUAAGCCUCUUGUCCCACCACAAUCCCCAAAGUCUCCUGCCCCUGCCCAGUCCCCAAAAUCCCCUGCUCCAGCAUCCUCUCCCAAGCUUCCUGCUAGAGUUCAGUCACCCAUGCCUCCUGCCCCACCACAGUCACCCAAACCUUACACAACACAGUCACCCAUGCCACACACAACACAGUCACUCAUGCCACACACAACACAGUCACCUGUGUCACACACAACACAGUCACCUGUGUCACACACAACACAGUCACUCAUGCCACACCCAACACAGUCACCCGUGACACACACAACACACUCACUCAUGCCACACACAACACAGUCACCCAUGCCACACACAACACAGUCACUCAUGCCACACACAACACAGUCACUCAUGCCACACACAACACAGUCACCCAUGUCCCCUGCCCCACCACAGUCACCCAAACCACACUCAAUGCAGUCACCCAUGCCUCCUGUCUCAUCACAGUCACCCAAACCACACAUAACACAAAUACCCAUUCUCCCUGCCCCACCACAGUCACCUAAACCACAUGCAACACAAUCACCCAUUCUCCCUGCUCCACCACAGUCACCCAAACCACACACAACACAGUCACCCAUGCCCCCUGCCCCACCACAGUCACCCAAACCACACACAACACAGUCACUCAUGCCCCCUGUUCCACCACAGUCACCCAAACCACACACAACACAAUCACCCAUUCUCCCUGCCCCACCACAGUCACCCAAACCACAUACAACACAGUCACCCAUGUCUCCUGCCCCACCACAGUCACCCAAACCACACACAACACAAUCACCCAUUCUCCCUGCCCUGCCACAGUCAUCCAUGCCCCCUGCCCCACCACAGUCACCCAUUCUUCCUGCCCCACCACAGUCACCCAUUCUUUCUGCCCCACCACAUUCACCUAUGCCCCCUGCCCCACCACAGUCACCCAUGCUCCCUGCCCCACCACAGUCACCCAAACCACACACAACACAGUCACCCAAACCACACACCACACAGUCACCCAUGCCCCCUGCCCCACCCCAGUCACCCAAACCACACACAACACAGUCACCCAAACCACACACCACACAGUCAGCCAUGACCCCUGCCCCACCACAGUCACCUAAGCUCACUUUAGCACAGUCUUCUAUGGCUCCCAUUCCACCACAGUCACCUAAGCCCCCCAUGCCAGGACAACCUCCCAUAGUUCCUGCUUCACCACAGUCACCUAAGCCUCCCAUUCCAGCACAAUCCCCUAUGGCUCCUGCCCAGCCCCGGUCUCUUAUGGCUCUUGCCCCACAGUCCUCCAUGAGCUCUGUCCCACCACAGUCUCCUGUGACUCCCGUCCUACCACAGUCAUCCAUGCCCCAUGUUCCACAACAGUCUCCCAGGCUCCCUAUCACAGCACAGUCUCCCAGACAUCCUACCUUACCACACUCCCCGAUGACUUCUUUCCCACCACACUCUUUGAGGCCCCAGAUGCAGUCUCCCAAGCAGUUCCCUGCUGCUCAGUCAGUGGCCAUCCAGCCCCAGCCUCCCAAGCUUAACUACACCACUUCAGGUCAUCCCACAACCUGCACAACACAACUCCCACAACCCAGCCACUCAGAUAAAAUGACCCUAAUUUCCCAACAGAUGACCUCUUCCCUCAGAUCUGCCCCUCAGUCAUCUGUGGUGUCAAGCUCUGGAAGCUCUUUUUGUCCACAGAAUUCUCUUGGUAAAUUAGAUGCAUGUUUACAGGCACCAUCAUCCCAUCCCUCAGCCAUUGCAAAAGCUGUGAGUAGUUCUUUUGAUGUUUCUAAAUCUGUUUUACCACAGUCUAUAAAAUCUACCAUUAGUAGCCAACUGACUUCAUGCAGUGUGUUGCCCAUGACAACAAGCUGUUUCCAGUCUAUGUCACUUCCUUCACAAACCUCCAAGCCUUUAAGACAAGUUACACAGGCACAUACUUCAGUGAAUUCUGUUUACUCCAUUGGCUUACAAGUCACUGAUAAGGUGUCUCAGUUGGAUGCACAUCAAGUGAUUUACCAGGGAACAUCAUCAAGCUCCAGACCUGAGUUCAGAAAAAAUAAUACUAACAUAGAUAACCCCCAAGAACCAAGACUGAACCACAGCAAUUCAGAUUGCACUAUUCGAGUGCCUAGCUCUGGCUCUGUCCCACUUGUGGCUCCAUCAGUAUUUCCAGCCAUUUCUGUGGCCGAUAAAGGGCUGAGCUUGGCACCUGCUACCACUUUUGGGAGUGGAUAUUACCCCCAUGGUCUUCACCAGUCACUCUCCUCAAACUGCAGUCAUACAUACACAGACAGUAUUAAGACUAAUCCUCUUACAAGUUUGGCUGGUGCAUUAAUGGCCAACACCACUCCUACCACAUCAACCCUUUCUUUUCCCACCCAUUCUAUGGUUAGCCUGCCAGUGUCUUUGGCCAAUGUGGCAACUGUUACUGCCAUUCCUUCUCUCUCCUCCUGUCAAGUCUUAUCUGCCUCAAUGAUGUCUUCAGGUACUACCUUGACUUCUAGCUUGGCCUCCCCAGCUCCUUCCUCAAAAAGUAGUGCCUCCCCCUUGCCUGCAUCAGCAGACAGUAGUAAAAAGACAACCCAUAUUGCAGAUGCUACCGACAAACUGCUCUCAGCAGUUCCCUCCAGCUGCAGCAGUGUUGUUGAUACUGUACCUUCUAACACAACAGUUGCUGUGACAGUUUCCAUAAAUGCAACAAGUAAUGCUAUCACACCUGUAAAUACACUUGCAACAACAUCAUCACCCAUUACAAAUGCAGAAGCCUUACUAUCGUGUUGCACAGCACUUGCAACACUACCUGUGAUUGGUUCAGGCCCUACUUUGGCAGUCAGCUCCAACAUGUCUUUGUGCACUGCAGCAAGCACCACCACUCCACUUAGUAGUGUGGUUACUGUACCAGAAGAGAGAACAGCUGCUGCACUACAGAGAAAUGUUUGUAGUUCUGGUGUGUCAAUGAGUAGUUUGACAGACACAGCUGCCUCCACUGUAGGUGCCAGAACCUCCCCAGUGACUACCUGCUCUGGCGAAGACACUCAGAGAGGAAGUUUGAGUGCCACUGCCACUCAGGAAGGAGUUGGUGGUGUGGGUGAUGGUGGUGGUGGAGCUGCUGCUGCUGCUGGCCCAGAUGAGAGCUGCAAUAGACCACAAGUCCAUCCUUCAACUGCCAUCAUGCCAGUGAGCAGCAACAACAGCAGCAGCUGUAAUAGCAGUAGCAGCAGCAGCAGCUGUGUUACCACUAUCUCCUUGGCCCACAGUGCUGAAGCAACUGGCUCCUCUUGUGGCACCGCUGGAGCACCAUUGCCAGCCAGGAAGGAAGCCUUUCCCCAGUCCCAGAACAGUGGCUGUUCCCUGCCUCGUGGCUCAGUGGGUGAACACUCAGUCCUGAAUGUGAUGGAGAGUGGUGGCUGUGAGCCCCAGUCAAGUGCCUGUACCCCCGUCUGUGAUGUGACGCAUGUGAUUGAUGCCAAACAGCAGUGUGCUGAGCCAAGUGUCAGCAGCAGUGGUGGCCCUAGGCCAUGCCUCAAGAGUUAAGUGUUUCACAGUUUAGGGCACCCAGGCUACUGGCUGCCACAGAUAUAUAACUAUAUAUAUAUAGGCGUAUGGAAAUAUUUGAUGUACUCUACAUGCCAUUAAUUUUGUAAAUUGUAAAAUCACAAAAUAUAAUUUUAUUAGUGUGUUUUAAACACUCAUCAAUCACUUUCAAAGUGCUAGUUAGGAAUACAUUUGUUAUUUUUCCACUAUAUGAUGCCUUCCUGUUCUGUACUGUUGACACCAGUGGGAUUGCUCUGGUGAGGCUGUCUUGUCAACUGUGGAAAACAUAUUUUAGUACUCUAUUGGUAUGAUAGUUGAAUUUUCUUUAAUGAAGCAUGGAAGAUAUCCAUUUAAGGAUUAUACAAGUGGCAGUGUUGUGAAUUGCCUCAUGUCUGUCAUGUUUUCCAGAUACUGCUGUAGAAAGCCAUAUAAGCAUUAUAUUGAUGCUUAUCAGGACUCAAAUUCUGUAUUGAUAUAUAGUCUGCUGGCUUGGAGUAGAAUUAACCUCUUCAAUUAUUAAUUGUUACAAGUACAAAAUUAGGAAAA